Alosa sapidissima (American shad) is the source of this 2373-nucleotide messenger RNA. RefSeq names its product extensin-like. The record is from RefSeq and is a predicted model, not a curated record. The transcript has 3 exons. Lineage: Eukaryota; Metazoa; Chordata; Actinopteri; Clupeiformes; Clupeidae. The coding region runs from base 61 to 2334 and encodes 757 amino acids.
UUGACCAUUAGGGAAGAAAAGGAAGAGUGAGCUGCUUUUGGAUCGCUGACAGAAGACAGCAUGAUGUUCAGGUUUGUUUGUGUCUGCCUUCUCUUAAGUGAAGUAAGCGGUCAACGAGGGUCUGGUGUUCCCUAUAGUUUUGGAUUUUAUAACUUCGAUAAUCGACCUUCUGGUAGUGGCUCUGUACCCUCUGUGAAUGACCUGGGUGAAGUCAAAGGUGGACCUCCGCCAAGUUCCAGUUACACGUCUUCCAGAUACCCAAUUCUAAGUUAUCCUGCCCAAUCAAGUCCAAUGCAGAUGCCACCAAACCAGGCAAGCUAUGCAUGGAUGCCCUCAACUCUGGUGAGCCAGCAAGGCCCAUCCCAAACCCAGGCGAAGCCAGUGUGGGGUCUCAAUCCCCCUGCUCAGGAGGCCCAGGUGCCGCAGACUUCCAGCCAGCCGGCCAAGACUCCACCAGCCCCAGUGAGGCAGGUGCCGCAGACCACCAGCCAGCAGGCUAAGACUCCACCAGCCCCAGUGAGGCAGGUGCCGCAGACCACCAGCCAGCAGGCUAAGACUCCCCCAGCCCCAGUGAGGCAGGUGCCGCAGACCACCAGCCAGCAGGCUAAGACUCCACCAGCCCCAGUGAGGCAGGUGCCGCAGACCACCAGCCAGCAGGCUAAGACUCCUCCAGCCCCAGUGAGACAGGAGCCGGCUCACGAUCCUAAACAUACACCUAGCCCUACUGGUGAUUAUGUGGCGGAAAAGCGUUACUUUGUUCCCUAUAGUUUUGGACUUUAUAACUUCGAUAAUAGACCUUCUGGUAGUGGCUCUGUACCCUCUGUGAAUGACCUGGGUGAAGUCAAAGGUGGACCUCCGCCAAGUUCCAGUUACACGUCUUCCAGAUACCCAAUUCUAAGUUAUCCUGCCCAAUCAAGUCCAAUGCAGAUGCCACCAAACCAGGCAAGCUAUGCAUGGAUGCCCUCAACUCUGGUGAGCCAGCAAGGCCCAUCCCAAACCCAGGCGAAGCCAGUGUGGGGUCUCAAUCCCCCUGCUCAGGAGGCCCAGGUGCCGCAGACUUCCAGCCAGCCGGCCAAGACUCCACCAGCCCCAGUGAGGCAGGUGCCGCAGACCACCAGCCAGCAGGCUAAGACUCCACCAGCCCCAGUGAGGCAGGUGCCGCAGACCACCAGCCAGCAGGCUAAGACUCCCCCAGCCCCAGUGAGGCAGGUGCCGCAGACCACCAGCCAGCAGGCUAAGACUCCACCAGCCCCAGUGAGACAGGAGCCGCAGACCACCAGCCAGCAGGCUAAGACUCCCCCAGCCCCAGUGAGGCAGGUGCCGCAGACCACCAGCCAGCAGGCUAAGACUCCACCAGCCCCAGUGAGGCAGGUGCCGCAGACCACCAGCCAGCAGGCUAAGACUCCUCCAGCCCCAGUGAGACAGGAGCCGGCUCACGAUCCUAAACAUACACCUAGCCCUACUGGUGAUUAUGUGGCGGAAAAGCAUUACUUUGUUCCCUAUAGUUUUGGACUUUAUAACUUCGAUAAUAGACCUUCUGGUAGUGGCUCUGUACCCUCUGUGAAUGACCUGGGUGAAGUCAAAGGUGGACCUCCGCCAAGUUCCAGUUACACGUCUUCCAGAUACCCAAUUCUAAGUUAUCCUGCCCAAUCAAGUCCAAUGCAGAUGCCACCAAACCAGGCAAGCUAUGCAUGGAUGCCCUCAACUCUGGUGAGCCAGCAAGGCCCAUCCCAAACCCAGGCGAAGCCAGUGUGGGGUCUCAAUCGCCCUGCUCAGGAGGCCCAGGCGCCGCAGACCACCAGCCAGCAGGCUAAGACUCCCCCAGCCCCAGUGAGGCAGGUGCCGCAGACCACCAGCCAGCAGGCUAAGACUCCACCAGCCCCAGUGAGACAGGAGCCGCAGACCACCAGCCAGCAGGCUAAGACUCCCCCAGCCCCAGUGAGGCAGGUGCCGCAGACCACCAGCCAGCAGGCUAAGACUCCACCAGCCCCAGUGAGACAGGAGCCGCAGACCACCAGCCAGCAGGCUAAGACUCCCCCAGCCCCAGUGAGGCAGGCGCCGCAGACCACCAGCCAGCAGGCUAAGACUCCCCCAGUGAGACAGGAGCCGGCUCACGAUCCUAAACCUACACCUAGCCGUACUGGUGAUUCUGUGGAGGAAAAGCGCUACCUUGUUAUAGCUCAGCCAUCAGGUUUUCAAACCCGCUAUGUGGUCAAAUCAUUUAACCGUUAUGUACGAGGAAAAAAGGUCUUUUCCCAAACCACCUACAUCCCACUGCACUAUCGUUCAAGUGAAACUGCCCCUGAGCCUGCCCCCGUCACCAUUUUUCCAUGAUGCUCAGACUGUCCAAACUCUGGAGGCCCUUUCUAACAG